This is a messenger RNA of Corythoichthys intestinalis (scribbled pipefish), 6500 nucleotides long. It is a transcript of the gene slc24a2b, whose product is annotated as solute carrier family 24 member 2. The transcript is spliced from 10 exons. Lineage: Eukaryota; Metazoa; Chordata; Actinopteri; Syngnathiformes; Syngnathidae. Gene Ontology annotation, biological process: intracellular calcium ion homeostasis; calcium ion transmembrane transport. The record is from RefSeq and is a predicted model, not a curated record. Gene Ontology annotation, molecular function: calcium, potassium:sodium antiporter activity; calcium channel activity. Gene Ontology annotation, cellular component: plasma membrane. The coding region runs from base 433 to 2298 and encodes 621 amino acids.
AAGGAAGGAGGCAGCAUCUAAGCGGGAGGGAGGAGCACUUGGUGGAUGGCAUUUGGUUUGCUGUCUUUGGAACUUCUUGUCAAGCAGGAAAAUCUUACGGACAAUUAACAGUGGAACCCUUACACUGCAUUAUACAGGGAGGGUUUGUUUUUUUCUCGAUGGAAUUGAAUUAAUUGGAAUAUUAUCCGAUCGUCCGUCCAGCUGGCCUAGCAACCUCCAACUGAGAAAUUAUAAUGAGGAAGCCUUUAAACGGGCUAGACCCCGGAAUUCGACUGAUGGGCCUCCACAGGAUUUAAAGGGAAAGGCAACAUGCAAACCAAUCGGUGAACCAGUGUGGCCUGCCAGACCCCCGCCCUUGUAGUUAACAGCAGCAUCAGCCUAUCUUUGGGUGGGGGGGAUUGAGGAUAUUUCCACUCUGCCUCAGAACCAAACAUGAUGAAGUCCUUCUUAUCAAGAAGAAGUCGAGACACCAUGGAUUGGUCCGGCUCUGUCGGCCUUCCCAGACCUCCUCUAAGCUGCAUGAGGCAUCACUAUCAGGGUGUGAGAAGAAAACUGAGGCCCGGGAGAAUUCUUGGCUUCAUCCUUAGCCUGGCGGUGGUAUGUACGGUGUGUUCAUGGAGUGCCUUGUCUCUUGUCACCACGGGGGUGCCCAUUGAGCCAAAUUCUGAGGGACCUGAAGAUGCAGACUUGCCCCAAAGAACUCUCCUGGAGCACCAGAAUGUCUCUGACGCUGGGGCCCAGCAAACAUCAGAAAUUGAGAUGAAUCACGGGGACUACCCAACAGACUACUUCAGUGUGGAGGACAGACGUCAAGGCUUUGUGGUGUUUCAUAUGAUUGGCAUGUUGUACAUGUUUAUAGCCUUAGCCAUCGUGUGUGAUGAAUUCUUUGUCCCGGCACUGACUGUCAUUACCGAGAAGCUUGAGAUCUCUGAUGACGUAGCAGGAGCCACCUUCAUGGCUGCGGGUGGCUCAGCUCCAGAACUGUUCACCUCCGUCAUAGGAGUCUUCAUCUCCCACAGUAACGUGGGCAUCGGUACCAUCGUUGGCUCUGCCGUCUUCAACAUCUUGUUUGUGAUUGGGAUGUGCGCUCUCUUCUCCAAAGAGGUGCUGAACCUCACCUGGUGGCCUCUGUUCAGAGACGUCUCCUUCUACAUCAUCGGCUUGCUCAUGCUCAUCUACUUUUUUCUGGAUAAUCAAAUCACACUGGUGGAAAGUAUCAGCCUGCUAAUGUGCUACUGCACCUAUGUGACUUUCAUGAAGUUCAAUGCCAAAGUGGAACAGGUCAUCAAAAGACAACUGGGCAGCAACCAGGUUGACAUCAUGGAGUCAGCACCCAAGGUCAACACCCCACCUGCAGAUGACGAGAACAAACUGAUGGCCAAACCAAGGUUACAGAGGGAAGGCAGCUGCGCGUCACUGCACAACUCACUGAUGAGAAACAGUAUCUUCCAGCUCAUGAUACACACACUGGACCCUCUGAGCAAUGAAGGACGAUUUAAAGAGAAGGCAUCAAUUCUUCACAAAAUGGCAAAACAGAAGUGUAAAGAAGAACAGGUUGUUAGUACUAACGGUGUCGCAAUCAAAACCAUAUCUUCGAGUACAAAGGUUGCAGUAGAAGUCACCCCUCCAAUGAACGGUGUUGCAGGAGAUGAGAUGGGUGAGGAGGAGGAAGAUGAAGAUCAGCCUCUGAGCCUGGCCUGGCCUGACACCAACAGGAAACGUCUCACCUACCUCGUUAUCCUACCUAUUGUCUUUCCUCUUUGGCUCACAUUGCCUGAUGUCAGGAGAGAGAGCUCAGAAAAGUUCUUCCCAAUCACCUUCCUUGGCUCCAUCAGUUGGAUUGCUUUCUUCUCAUACCUGAUGGUGUGGUGGGCUCAUCAGGUUGGAGAGACAUUCUGGAUCACAGAGGAAAUCAUGGGUCUGACUAUUCUAGCAGCAGGCACUUCCAUCCCUGACCUCAUCACCAGCGUAAUUGUGGCCCGAAAAGGCCUCGGUGACAUGGCCGUGUCCAGCUCAGUGGGCUCUAACAUCUUCGACAUCACUGUAGGGCUUCCAUUUCCGUGGCUGAUCUACAACAUCAUAAAUGACUUCAAGCCAGUGGAAGUGAGCAGCAAUGGCCUUUUCUGCGCCAUCGUCCUCCUGUUCCUCAUGCUCCUCUUUGUCAUCAUCUCGAUCGCAGCCUGUAAGUGGAGGAUGAGCAAGCUGCUUGGCUUCCUCAUGUUCCUGCUCUACUUUGUUUUCCUCAUCGUCAGUGUCAUGCUGGAGGACAAAAUUAUAGUAUGUCCAGUAACUGUCUGAGAGAUGAGGCAUUGAUGCCACUUCAUAACUUAAUUUCAGCCGUGAGGCUGCAUUUUGUGGGUUGACACCUACUUGAAGAAACUGAUGGACCAGUUCCUUGAACAUUGACUGAACUGAGCAAGUCAAGAAGAGUUCAUCAGAGAUGCUGAUGUGUGUGGAAAAAUUGCACCGAUGAAAGCAAUGAAGUCUUUAUAUGAUUUAUGACAAGAGAAUUUGAGUGGACAUUAUUUUGUGUUUUGAAGCUCUGAGGCUACUGUUUUCAUAAUCAAGGAGGAAAAGGAGAGGCACGUGGACCAUACAUGUGUGAAGGCUAGGUAUUUAGAUUUGAAAUGUUGGAUUCCUGUACAUUGUCAUUCACUAGGGUUCAUCCGAAUAAUUUGCACAGAAUUGUUGUUUUAUUUCAUGAAUAACAAACAGGCUAUUGAAAAAUUCUCAUUGCAGAAUACAGAAUUUUAAUUGGUGGAGGUGUCCAUUAUUUUAUUUUCCCACUAACAGUAAUAGUAUAUAUUUAUACUAUAUGUUGGAAUUUGACCUUCUAGCCAGAUUGCCGGAAUCACGCCACCCGAACCAUCGCAACCACGCUAGCGCAAUUCCAACGAACCAGGCCAGCGCAAGCUCAAAAACCCAGCCAAAAGGCCAAACUCCGCGCAUUCACCUUAGUUUUAACCCUGUGUACUGACUCCAUUUUAAAAGCAGGUUUCGAAACUCAAGUUGACGAUUUAUUCCAAGUCGACAGCAAUUAAAACAGCAAGGCAAAACAGCAAACAGACCCAGACGAGAAGAAGGCAAAGUCAACAAUCAACAGGUAAACAAAACAUUCCCACGAAAAGCCAGCGCUAGAUAAAGAAUUCAGUCUUUUGAAGGCUCUUGUGGGCGGGCUGUGGUCCGGAAGAAGGGUGUGUUUGGGCAUUGUUUAGGGUUAUUGCCUGUUGUGGAUUGGGCAGGAAGGUUCGUGCGUUACUGUUGUCAGGGCAACGAGAGUUGAGGAUUUUGCCAGCCUCAGCGCCACUUGAGUGGUGAGUGGCAACUGGCUCAUCCGUUAUCAGAUGUUCCUUGUGUGAGGAGAUAAAGUCCUUCCAUUGUCCCGGACUGUCCAUUGUCGGUUACCAGAAGAGCUGAUGAUGACAUUUGGUGGUCCAGACGUGGGCUUGUGAGAUGGCCAUCCCCUGCUUGUCUCGCUCAGUCAGCUCUAUGACGCGCACGUUGGGUCUCCCAGUCAGCACAAUUCAGGGUCGGCUUCUGAAGUCAGCAGGCAUCCUUCUGUAGUUGUUAUCUCCCUUAUUUUUUGUUAAAGUAUGACUUAAAUGCAAUUUAUUUGACAAACCCCUAGCAAAAAGUAUGGAAUCACCAGUCUCGGACAAGCACUCACUCAGACAUUUUAUUAUGUAGAAGAAACUCAGAUAAAUUGAAAAAAUAAUAAAUUAGUUCUAGUACAACUCUUUAGCAUUCAGAAACACUAAAAGAAAUGAAUAACAAACAUUGUGGUGGUCAGUAAAUGUUACUUUUAUAGAGCAAGUGCAGGGAAAUAAAUAUAGAAUCACUCCAUUAAAAAAUAUGGAAUCACUCUAUUUUGUGUAGAAAAUACAGACACACCCAGUCAGUUUCCUUUCCUUAAUUGGGCCCCUGCUUCAGAUUAGAUCUACUCGUUAGUCAGCAGUUAAAAACAGUUAUCACACCUUGGAGGGCUGCUGGACCAAGUGGAUUCACAAAAAUCAUGGCUCCAGCAAGAGAAAUGUCUCUUGAGACAUGGAGAGGAUUAUCAAACUUUUUGAAGAAGGUAACGCUACACAUACAGUAUGGUUGCCAAAGAUGUGGGCUGUUCACAGUCGCUGUAUCAAAAAUCUGGACCAAAUACAAACAGCAUGGCAAGGUUGUUAAAGUUGAGCGAUGUACAACAAGACAAAUACAGAAGAAAUGGGAGGAAGCUGGAGUAUGUGACAGAACAGUGCAAAAUCACCUAAAGGCAAUUGGAAUUUCAUAAAGGAAAGCUAAAAGGAAACCAUCAUUGACACUUAAACAGAAAAGAACAAGAAUGAAAUGAGCUAAGGAGAGGCAAUCAUUGACUGUGAAUGACUGGAUGAAGGUUAUUUUCUCUGAUGAGUCAAAAAUCUCCAUUGGACAAGGUGAUGAUGCUGGAACUUUUGUUUGGUGCCGUUCCAGUGAGAUUUACAAAGAUCUCACUGGAAAACACAUCAAAAUUCCCUCAGUCCUUGAUGAUAUGGGGCGGCAUGUCAGGCAAAGGCACUGGGGAGAUGGCUGUGGUUAAAUCUUCAAUAAAUGCACAAGUUUACAUUGAAAAUAUGUUUGGGGAUAAUGAAAUCAUUUUCCAAGAUGACAAUGCAUCAUGCAUAAAACUGUUAAAGCAUUCCUUGGAGAAAGACUCAUCCAGUCAAUAUCAUGGCCUGCAAAUAGCCCAGAUCUCUACCCUAUUGAAAAUCUGUGGUUGAAAUUGAAAAAAUGGUCCACAACAAGGCUCCGACCUGCAAGGAUGAUCUGACAACUGCAAUCAAAGAGAGUUGGCACCACAUUGGUGAAGAAUACUCAUCGAGUCCAUGCCUCAGAGACUGCAAGCUGUCAUAAAAGCCAGACGUGGUUCAACUAAAUACUAGAGAUAUGUUUUGAUUGUUAUUUCUUUGUUUGUUUGUUUCUAAUGAAUCUUUCUAUUUUUCCCUCAAAAUGGAGUGAUUCUAUAUUUAUUUCCCUGCACUUGCGCUAUAAAAGUAACAUUUACUGACCACCACAAUGUUUUUUAUUCAUUUCUUUUAGUGUUUCUGAAUGCUAAAGAGUUGCACUUUUGAACGAAUUCAUUAUUUUUUCAAGCUUUUUAUCUGAGUUUCUUCUACAUAAUAAAAUGUCUGAGCGAGUGCUCGUCCGAGACUGGUGAUUCCAUACUUUUUGAUAGGGGUGUAUAUUGGGUGUGUUAGAGUAAUACAAACAGUAAAUACGGGUAAAGAUACUAUUUCCUUUAAUGACAUCUACAAACACAAAUUUGUUUUGGUAUGCCUUUAUAUGCAUCACAUCCUGGCAGUCACCCUCACGGACUUUCAUUACAAACAAAAGUACUGGGACUCCUACAGGAAAUGAAAAUGGAAGAAACAUGAAGUUGGUCAGAACACCAUGGUUUGUCUCAAGACUUUUGUCUGUGUAAUUUACAAAAUAACCAACUACUACUGUAACUAUGACUAACAAGAAAUGAAUUUGAGGCUCAAAUGAUCUGUUUAUUUUACAAAAGAGGAUGCAAAUAGUGUUUUGUUUGCAUACACUCAAAAGCAAAAAAGGUACUAAUUUCUUACUACCAGUAAUUACUAAUUUAAUUAGCAUCCUCACUUUACUUGAAUGGACGAAUAAAACGGUCAUUAAUUAGGAUGUCACAAUGAAAUGCCCUAUAAAGGCACAGCCAUGAUUCCUGAUUAACACCAUCCGCUGCAUUUUGUCUUGUCAUCCAAUCUAUUCUGUGCUUACAAAAACUUUUUUUAUGCAAUUUCAACAGUGCUUCAUACAUGUACUGUAUAGUCCAAGUGUAUGGUGGUGAGGUGCUGGAAUCUGUUUUUUUUUUUUUUUCAUAUUUAUCUAAAUAUUUGCUUGUGCGUUUCCCAUUUUUCUCUUGUUAUCAAUAUAAGAGUUUUUUUUUUUCUUUUCCGACACUUUUUAUUAUUAAGGUAAAAACAACAACAAUAACAGAGAAACACACUUGAUCUCCUAGUCAUCCCCCAACCUUCUCAUAAGUAUUUUAAUUGAACUCAUCUAAUAGUAUCAGAAUGUUUUAUUUUGCAUUUGUGUAUAUAAUUGUUUAAAAGUAUAUAUAUAUAUAUAUAUAUAUAUAUUUCAAGUCUGUAUAUCAUUAAGUUUGUUUUAGGCCGCUCAUGAAAUUGAAAUUGUUGCUUCGAUGAUUAUCCGUGAAUUAUGCAUGGGCAUAUGCCCAAGGAAAAAUAUCAACAGACCAUCGUUGGGUAUCAUGACCAAUACUAUUUUUGUAUUUCCAUCUUGUGCUAUGUAAGGAUGGUGAUGUAUUACAAUGUAACAAAUGUACUGUAUUGCUAAACUUAUUGUAAAAACUGUCAUUAUGAAAUAAAUGAAUACUGACCUCAAAAAAAAAAAAAGUUCAAAUGAACUACGACCGCCAGGCUCCCUAAAUGUAUGAUUAGCCAAGAGAAGUUAUCAGCACACCCAAAGGGCGCACGUGUGUGCUACAUGCUAACUCA